Messenger RNA from Kwoniella botswanensis, 324 nucleotides. RefSeq lists its product as uncharacterized. The transcript has a single exon. Lineage: Eukaryota; Fungi; Basidiomycota; Tremellomycetes; Tremellales; Cryptococcaceae. The record is from RefSeq and is a predicted model, not a curated record. The coding region runs from base 1 to 324 and encodes 107 amino acids.
AUGGCAUCCUCAUCCAGAGCUCCUGUAAAACCCAUCAAGCUAGAACCCGACCAGGUGUAUAUCCAUGUGUCAUACUUUUCACCUGAACCUCCAUCGGCCAUUUCACUUAAUAACGUCGAAGUGAAAUAUCUAGGUCCGAUAGGUGAAUUAUCUGGGGAAGGGAUAUACCAAAUUCAAUUUCAUGGUCGACCUGUCAAGAGGAAUGAUGAGAGCUGGCAAAAUUCCCAAAAGGAUUUGAUAGAGAAGGUGAAAAGGAGUGAAGGUGUAAAGAGUGUCAAGGUUAUGGAUGAACCUAAACAACGAACUAAGAGAGAUGAGUUCUGA